AGUUUAUGAAUCGUUCUUCAGAGCUUUAACCUCCUUAUUUUAUCAAUAACUCUCAGUGGGGCAGUUUAUUGAUAAAAUAGCUUUCAAAUUUACAAUCUCUCGAUUUUUUCAAACUUCUACAAGCUUGUUAAUUGGAGGUGAAAUAUUUCUGUUUUAAGGUUUCAAGUUAUCAAGGUUGUAGAUCGGAGAAGUACUGAAGCAUGGAAGGGUAGUUUGAAGAAAUACUCCUGUUAACUUUUAUUUUAAGAGUUUCAAAGCUAUCAAGGUUUUAGUUCGAAGAGAUUGGAGAAAUAUUAAAGUAUCAAUAAUCAAGAGUUCUAUUAGAGAUGGAUAACGGAGACACUAACGAAACGCAAGAAAAAAUUGACGAUGCGAUGAACUCUGAAGACGUUAAAACAGAUACCGAUAACACAUCUCCAAUACCCGACGGCGAUUUAACAAUAGAUGUAGAGAACGAUCAACCUGAAACUUCCGGUAGUUCUCCUCGAGAACUCCUAACUGAGGAUGACAGUGCUUCCCCACGAGAACCAGAUGAAGGAGAGGUUUCCAAUGUGUAUGAAGAAAUUGUUCCUGAAAACACAGUUUUGGAAGAAAAUGGAGUUGAAAUGUUUGAUGUGGAGAACUUGGAACAAGAGUGUGAUGAUACAGUUCAAUCAAUAAUAGAUACACUCAUUAAUGAGUAUUUCAUGAGGUAUUUGUUUGAGAGUACAAAAGUUUUAGCGGAGGAUGUCGUGGAUGAGGUGAUCGAAAAAGCUGCAGACAUGAUCAACCGCGGGGAAAGAGCCAGACCAGAGACAAUCACAACGUUUGUGAAAAGUGUGAUCUCCGAGAUAUUCAAUGAAGCAAUGUUCCAGAGAUUGUCUUCAGAAGAGAAGGAGAUGUUGAAUGAAAUUGCUAGGAAAGGACGUGAAAGGAAGGACCAAGUAGAUGAGGAAACUAGUUUGUCUGUGGCAAGAGAUUUUGUUGUCCAGGAUGUUUUGAAAGGGUUGGAACUGAAGGAUGGUGAGGAUCUGGAGAAACAUGAAUCUGAAAUGUCAGCUGAUUCAGGUAGGCAGAAAGAUGAAGAGGAGUCUAGAUCGUUGUCAGACCACGGUGAUGACCAGUUGCAGGGAGACGUGCCUCAGCCGAGAUAUGGUGGGGCGGUUAUGGGUUCUUUGGGUACCUUUCUGCAUCCCAAUAGUCAGCAAAUGCAGCGUUUCCAAAAUGUACUGAGGGCUCAUCUUGAAAAGCAGAAAAGGACGUUGGAAGAAGAGAUUAAUGAGCUGACUCAUGAUGUGAAAGAAAAACUAGCAACUGAAACUAGACUUCUAGAGGAUUGCCACAACAGAGAAGUCCAUAUAUUUCAACAACAGAAACAAUUGGAUGCUAUCAACUCAUCAAUUGAAGAAAUCACAAAUGAACUGGAAAACAUUUCCAAUUCCCACUCACAAACUACGAAAACUUACAAACUGAAAACAGAUGAAGUAGCAGUGAAUAUACAGAAAGAGAAAGAGCUCCGUUUAGAGUCAGAAUCAUUGGCAGCCUUGGUUCGACAAUUUUCCGAAUGGGAAUCGAAUCAAGCAUCGCAGAUCACAUUGUCGAAAAAUAUUACUGACAAAACUAAUGCUGAGAAAAAACGGAUUAUUAUUGAAAAACAACAACAGGACAUGCUGCUGCUCGCAUUGAACCAGACUGUACUGAAAAUGCAAACCGAACUGAAGGAGUUGUACGACAGUACACUGCAGAAGCAGCAGGAGAUGAAAGUCAUUCAGAAAGCCAAUUAUAACGCCAGCGCCGAUAUUGAUGCCAUUAUAAUGGAAAACGAGCAUCUCACCUACAUUUGGGAACAGCUGCUCAACACAAUUAAUCAGCGAGAUGCCGCUUUACUGGAUAUGAAGAAACAAUUGGAAGACGCGAAGAUCCGUGAUCGCACCCUGGAUGUAGAACUGCAAAUUCAGCAAAAAGAAGGCGAGAACGCAAUCAAAAUGAACGAGCAGAUGAUGAUGGAAAUCAAAAGCAUCGAGAAAACUUUGACGAUGAGCAAGAAGGCAUUGGACGACGAGGAGGAGAAAUUCAUAAAUCUUCACGAACAAUUUGGCCAUGCUUUACGCAUCAAAGAAGUGACAGAGAACGAUUUGAAUAUGUCAGAGCAGGAUACGAUGAAGCUGGAGAAACGGUACGUUGAUUUGAGAUCGUUAAUACUGAAAUUGAAGGAGGAUAAAGCGAAGCUGGAAAUGGAAAUAAUCGAUAAACUGAGGGAAAAUGCCUUGGAGAAUAAACAAGCCACUAUCUUCACAAAGAAACUGUUCAAACUAAGGGAUUCAAUCAGGGACAAGGAGGUAGAAAAGACCAAACUGGAGCACAAAGUGGCCAAAAUGGUUUUGGAAACUAAGAAAGCUCAAUCAUCUUUCGAAAGCAAGGAAGCGACAUUGAAAACCGUGCAGGAAGAAGUUAUUUCCAAGGGUAAAAUGCUCCAGAAACUGCAGGGUGAACUUGAUCGGUUGAUGUUAGCCGAAGUGCAGAUCAGAAAUCAGGUCAACUUCAAUAAAAGGAAGCUGGAAAAGCUGGUUGAGAAAACUGGGGAAAGUGAUCUAAGCCCAGAAGAACUGAAGCUAAAAGAGUUGGAGAAACAGAUUUCUUACACCGAUGAAAAAACAGAAGGAUUGCAGACAUUUUGGAUCCGUCAAGAGAGCCAUAUUGUCUCUUUGUCACAACGUCGCUCCAAGCAGCUCCAUGAUAUGAACAUACUCAGAAAACAACUACUAGUCCUGGAACAGAAAAACAUGAACAUCGAAAGAGACAUUCAGAACAAGGAAAACGAAGAGAAGAAAUGUAGAACGGAAAUUUCACAUUUACAAACAAAAUUGGUAACACUGAGUGAAAAAUUGUGUCAGAGAAGAGGAUACAAACAACAGCUAGACAAUCUGAACUUUGAUAUUCAAAAUUUGUUUGUUAACGAUUUGAAGGCGGCUGAAGAACAGGCUGCCGAAAUGAAGCGAGAAAUAAUGGAGCUGGUCGAGCAGAAGAAAGAGAUGUACGAGAAAGUGGAAGAACUGCAACAGGAUCUGCUCAACUGGGAGAAGAAGGUGCAAAUGGCGACGGAAAUGAAACAAAAUGUCGACAGAAUGAACAGUUCCGGUGGAGAGGUGGCCACUAUGAAGAAUGAGAUACAUCGCAUGGAGAUACGUUACUCACACUUACUGAAAGUGCAGGAGAAAUUGAUCAGAGACUUGGAGCUAAGUGUGAACAAGAGAGAUAGCAUAGUUGACUCUGCUCGCGCUAGAGAGAAACAUUGUCGGACGAGUGGGGUGCACUACACUAGACAACAAUUCCAGAAGAAAUUGGAUGACUUGAAAAAGCGGAUUCGUCAAAUGAGUAAUGAUGUGAAAUCUACGGAGAAACAGCUUGUAAUAGCAGAAAAACAAAGGGAUGAACUCAAUCAGAAGCUAGCUACAAAGCAGGAUCAGUUGAAUGCUCUGAGGGAAGCCACCCAACAAAUGGAUUUACAGCUGGCUGAGGGUCAUCUUCAUAGGCAAAAGAAUUUGGAAGUACUAGUCCGCCUUCAGAGAAAGGAAAGACUGUACAGUGAAUUGAAAGGCUCCAGGUACAGGCUACUCUUCAGGAACGAGUCUUCCCUAGAAAUGGAAGUUGAAAAACAGAAGAAAAUCAACGCAGAUUUGACGGCAAUCGUUGAAGCAUUGAUCCAAGACUUUCCCAGUCUCCAGCUGCCUCUCACCACUACCUUGAAUACACUCAAGUCAAUGAAUAAUACAAUUAACGUUGUUUAAUUUUUUGUUGAACAUAAAUGGAGAGAAUCUCAAUUUUUUAUACACACAAGUAUUUCGGUCUCCCAGCAAAAAGGAAGAAUGAAAUCGAUUGCUCUAUUGCUCUACUUAGAAAUCCCAAAACACUGUGAUUGUUUUGAUAGAAAAUUAAAACUGUUUAAUAUAAUAUAAUAUUGAUUGAUUGAGUCCGGGUACCGUUUUUAGAUGAUUGCUCAUAAAGAAGUCUUAAUUCUAUUAUUGGUAGUUUUACCUAUACAUUCUCAUAAUUUUCCUGAUAUACUGUCACAAUUCUUCCAUUCAUAGCCUUCUUAUUGCAACGAUUUUUGAGAAGGUUAAUUCUUGAGUUAUCCGAAUUUCUCAAUUCAAGUUCAAAUUAACUAGCUUAUUUAUUCUUCAUUGAUUCAUACAAUAAGUACAUCAUAAAAAUGAUAGGGAGAGAAAAAAUAAGGUAACCUUUUGCUAUUCCUCUCCCAAAUUUAUAUAAGGUUACACCUGGUCCGAAAUAGGUCAAGUCUUGUAGCUGUUCACUUCACAAAUGUUCAGUCCUUAAUUAUUUUCAAAGAGUAGAUUUUCAAAUUUGAAUGCUCCAAAACCAAACAUAGAAGAAAUGUUUUACAUUAUUAUUACUAAAAUAGGUAAAUAUUCACAUAUUAAAGAAAACAUUUUGCAGAACCAAAAAAAAAUAUUAUUCUGCAUUGAGAAUGAGUGUUUAUUUCCACACACCUUGACCUUACCCUAUAUAAAUAUGUUGACCAUUAUAUUGAUAUUUGUUAUUCACACAUAAAAACACUAUGAAAAAAUAAAAAAUAAAACUAUCUAACAUAAUACUCUUCUGCAUUGGGAAUGAGUGUUUCUCUCCAAACCUUCUCAUCUUAUUCCAUAUAAAAAAUUAUGUUAUUUGUAAUUCACCUAAUAAGUUCCAAAAUUUGAAGUGCUGGUUUCUGGACAGCAAUAAUAAUGAUGGGUUUCUAUACCUCAAUGCAACAAGAACUUAUAGUUCUCGUUUUUCAGAAAGUUUUUGUGACCCUAUUGGUUCAUCCCAAGAAAUAUAAAGAAAGAAAAAUGGUAUUAUUGUAUUCCAGUGUA
Nilaparvata lugens (brown planthopper) is the source of this 4850-nucleotide messenger RNA. RefSeq names its product coiled-coil domain-containing protein 40 (gene l(2)41Ab). The coding region runs from base 327 to 3767 and encodes 1146 amino acids. Lineage: Eukaryota; Metazoa; Arthropoda; Insecta; Hemiptera; Delphacidae. Gene Ontology annotation, cellular component: cytoplasm. The record is from RefSeq and is a predicted model, not a curated record. Gene Ontology annotation, biological process: axoneme assembly. The transcript is spliced from 14 exons.